UGCCCACCUCGACAAGCCUGGUCACGCUGAUCUGAUAAACUUUUCAAUUCCAGUCUAUUUUGUUAGCUUUAAAUCGUUAUUUAUUUUUAUAAUACAAGAAGAUGAUUGCGAGGACCCUGACGGCCAUGAGUCGGCAGACCCGCAGCAUCUUGUUGCCGAGGUGCACUAUUUGCCGGCCAUUUCACGCGAAUUCGGGAAGUUUAAGCAAGGCCUACGACCACGAUGGAAAAACCAAAGUCACAAUUUUCAACACCGAAACGGAUCUGGGUCUUAUGGUCACUGGAUAUAGCCAGUACGGUUUCAGGCUCAACAACGACAUGGUCCUCAUCGGACCUAUUUCCGUGUUUCCAAGAUCAGUUCUCUCCUGGAACGUUAAUAGCUUCGAGGACAUAAACGAGGAAAGUCUCAGUCUUUUUCCCACACUUGAACCAAAAAUCGACGUACUAAUUAUAGGGAUCGGCGACCAAGCUCCGCCUCCAGCGCUCUCCAAAAGAAUUAUAGAAUUCAUGAAGAAAUACAAGAUUAACGUUGAAGUUCUUCGCACGGAGCAAGCCUGCGCCACCUUUAACUUCUUGAAUGCUGAGAACCGCAUGGUAGCCUGCGCUCUGAUACCUCCAUUGCAUCUCACAUAUAAUGAGAACGACAUUCUGCAGACAAAACUUCGGCAGAAAGAGCUCUACGAGACCGAUUAGAAUUACUUAGGUGCAUCUCAUGUUGGUGCCUGUUAGGAAUUAAACUGAUUUUAAAAUUCA
Messenger RNA from Drosophila ficusphila, 752 nucleotides. Its product is annotated as NADH dehydrogenase [ubiquinone] 1 alpha subcomplex assembly factor 3. The transcript is spliced from 3 exons. Lineage: Eukaryota; Metazoa; Arthropoda; Insecta; Diptera; Drosophilidae. Gene Ontology annotation, cellular component: mitochondrial inner membrane. Gene Ontology annotation, biological process: mitochondrial respiratory chain complex I assembly. The record is from RefSeq and is a predicted model, not a curated record. The coding region runs from base 102 to 692 and encodes 196 amino acids.